CAAGAACCACUCUCUACAUUAUCUGCUCUGGGAACAGCAAGUCCACAGUGGCAACAAUGAGGGGGAGUUCGGUGGGGUUGUGUUUCCUUGCUUUGACUAUAGCCCAUGUCACUGAGAUCCAAGCUGCACUGGUCCGCAACCAUGUGAGCAGCAUCUGUAGCACAUGGGGCAGGGAGCACUUCAAGACAUUUGAUGGUGAUGUGUACCAGUUUCCUGGCAUGUGUGAAUACAACCUGGUCUCCGACUGCCACGACACCUUCCCAGAGUUCUCUGUGCACAUGAAGAGGAAGGAAAACGAUGGAAACCCAACAGUCAGUUAUGUGGUGGUCACCAUCAGUGAUUUUGCAUUUCACCUUAGCAAGGAUGUGGUCACUGUGAACGACCUGCCUGUCAAACUUCCACACUACCAGGCCGGAGUACAAGUGGAAAGAAAUGCAGUCUACAUCAAGCUCCAGUCCAAAGUUGGCAUCAUUGUCAUGUGGAACCUUGAUGAUGCAGUCAUGGUGGAAAUUGAUAAUGAUUACACUAACCGCACUUGUGGACUUUGUGGAGAUUUUAACGGUGUUCCAGUCUACAAUGAGUUCCUCCUUGAUGGUCGCAAAAUCAGCCCCAUUGAGUUUGGCAACAUACAUAAAGUCCAUCGUCCAAAUGAUGAUUGUGAGGACCCAUAUGAAGAGGAAGAUGUGUCACAGGAAGCUAUGAAUGUGCCAGAGUCAUGCAAAGAGUUUCAAAACACCUGUGAAGAGAUGCUGCAUGCAGAAACCUGGAGCUCCUGCACCAAACUGAUUGAACCUGAGCCUUACAUUCAGGCCUGUGUGCAGGACAUGUGUGGCUGUACCAACCAUUCAGAUGACUUUUGUGUCUGCAGCACACUCUCUGAGUUCUCUCGACAGUGUUCCCAUGCAGGAGGGGAGCCUCCCAACUGGAGGACUUCUGAGUUCUGUGCCAAACAGUGUCCAUUCAACAUGGUUUAUGAAGAGAGUGGAUCCCCUUGUGUGGAUACCUGCACACAUCAAGACACAAGCUCAUUCUGUGAGGACCACAAAAUGGACGGCUGCUUCUGUCCUCCUGGAACUGUGUUCGAUGACAUUUCCAUGAGGGGGUGUAUUGCUCAGUCUGAAUGCCAGUGCAAGCAUGGAAAAAUCUAUGAAUCUGGUGAAGUUUACAGACAGGCGCGAGAGGAAUGCUCAUGUUUUGAGGGUAGAUGGGCUUGUGAAAGUCUUUCAACACCUUCUACAUGUGCGGUUGAAGAAGGUUCACAUGUAACCACCUUUGAUGGGAAAGACUUCACCUUCCAUGGAGACUGUUACUACACCCUGGCCAAGGUGGAAAGAAAGGAUGAUGCAAGCCCUAAGUUUACCAUUCUGGUCAAACUGGCACCAUGUGCACACCAAGACUAUGACACCUGUCUGAAGACCCUCAAAAUCCUGCUGAACAAUGACAGAAACAAUAUGUUAACAUUCACUGCUGAUGGCACAGUAAAGCAGAAUAUGCAGAGUAUCACUUUGCCGUACUUCUCAGGGGAUAUCAGUAUAUUCCAUGCUUCGUCCUUUCACAUCAUCCUCCAGACCAGUUUUGGUUUGCAAAUUCAGAUCCAACAUGUGCCUCUGAUGCAAGUCUAUGUCAGCCUGGAGCAGAGCUACAGAGAAAAGACACGUGGUUUAUGUGGGAACUACAACAUGGUCCUGUCUGAUGACAUGAACACUCGUCAGGGAAUUGUGGAGGGAAGUGCAGCAGCUUUUAGUAACUCCUGGAAGGCUAGCUAUAUAUGCCAAGACAGAGAAGAGAGACUUGAUGACCCUUGUUCUCUCAGUAUGGAAAAUGAAAUGUAUGCCAAUCACUGGUGCAGCUUGCUACGACAGCCAAAUAGUACCUUUGCAGAGUGCCAUUCUGUGGUGGAUCCUGAGAUUUACUACAAGCGAUGUACUUAUGCUAGCUGUAACUGUGAGAAGAGCGAGGACUGCCUGUGUGCUGUUUUCUCCUCCUAUGCCAGAGCUUGUGCAUCAAAGGGAGUGUUCUUGACAGACUGGAGAGAGAAUGUGUGCGACAAAUACACCAAGAACUGCCCAGCAUCUCAGACCUUCUCUUACAAAAAUCAGAGAUGCCAGCUGACUUGCAGAUCACUGAGCUUAAAGCAGCAGAGCUGCACCUCUGAUUUCUUACCUGUGGAUGGCUGUUCCUGCGCUGAGGGUCACUACCUAGAUGACAACGGCAUCUGUGUCCCAGUGGCAAAGUGUCCCUGUUACCAUAAUGAAGUCUAUGUUAAGUCAGGCAAGUCUAUCAGCAUCAACAACGAGCGCUGCGUAUGCACUGAUGGAGUUCUUCAUUGCCAUUCUGGGAGAAACCGCAUGUCAAUUUCUACAGCUUGCCCUUCUCCUAAAGAAUACUUCAACUGCUCCACUGCAAGCGCAGGAGUUGUUGGAGUGCAGUGUGCUCGAACUUGUUUAAAUCUGGACAAUGAUGAUUGUGAUACCACAGAGUGUGAAUCUGGUUGUCGGUGUCCCAGUGGCCUCUUUGAUGAUGGUAAAGGUUUCUGUGUGAAAGAAAGUGACUGUCCAUGCAAGCAUGAUGGCCAUCUCUAUGUCUCCGGGACACAAAUACCAAACCAGUGCAACACCUGUACCUGCCAAAGUGGAAAAUGGACAUGCACAGAGAAAAAAUGCCCAGGAACUUGCAUUAUUUAUGGAAGUGGUCACUACACCACAUUUGAUCAGAAAACAUAUGCAUGUCAAGGACAGUGUGGCUAUGUUGCUGUAAAGAACAACUGUGGCAAUAAAACAGUGCACAACAGCUUUGGAGUUAUCACUGAAAAUGUACCUUGUGGCUCUACGGGCACCACCUGCUCUAAAAAAGUCAGAAUUCAGCUGGGGAGAAUGGAAAUCAAACUAUCAAGGGGAAGAUUUGAAGAGGAUGAUCUGGGACAUGGGCCUCUGAUCAAGUACAGAAUAAGGAAGGUUGGCUUGUAUGUGGUUGUAGAAUCUGAGAUCGGUGUGGCAGUGAUGUGGGAUCGCAAAACAGCUGUUCGGAUCCUGCUGGAACCAACGCACAGCGGAGAGGUGUGUGGCCUGUGUGGUAAUUUCGAUGGUGAUGGACAGAAUGACUACACCACCCAGGGUCAGCUGGUGGUGAGCAAUCCACUUGAAUUUGCAAACAGCUGGAAAGUGUCUAGCUCUUGUCCAGAUGUGGAGGCGAACAUUGAUCCUUGCGCAGUAACACUCGGUCGACAUCAGUGGGCAAAAAUGAUGUGUAGCAUCAUAAUUGGAAAAACAUUUAGAAAAUGCCACAAAAAGGUUAGCCCUGUUCCAUUUUAUGACAACUGCAUAAAAGACUCAUGUGCCUGCGACACUGGAGGAGACUGUGAAUGUUUCUGCACAGCAGUUGCAGCUUACGCUCAGGCUUGCAAUGAGCAUGAUGUUUGCAUUGCAUGGAGAACUCCAGAGAUCUGUCCUGUCUAUUGUGAUUACUACAAUGGCCCAACGGAAUGCAUGUGGCACUAUAACCCUUGCCACCCUCCGUGCUACAAGACCUGUUUGAAUCCAGAAGGUGUAUGUUUGAAUCCGAUACCCACCCUGGAAGGCUGUUACCCUGUAUGCCCAAAAGAUAAGCCCAUAUUUGAUGAGAACAAAAAAACAUGUGUGGAUGUAUGUGAGCCAACUACAACAACACCUCCAACUACAACUACAACCAUGCCUCCAACUACCACAACUACACCUACUACAACAACUACGACUACACCUCCUACAACUACAACCAGUCCUCCUACUACAACUACACCAACAGUUCCAACUACCACAACUACACCCCCUACUACAACCACACCACCACCUCCGACUACCACAACUACACCUUCUACUACAACAACUUCGACUACACCGCCUACAACUACAACCACUCCUCCUACUACAACAACACCAACACCCCCUACUACAACCACACCAACACCUCCUACUACCACAACUACAACAACUACAGCCACACCUCCGACUACCACAACUACACCUUCUACUACAACUACACCUACACCUCCGACUACCACAAGUAUAACCACAAUCUCAUCGACUACUUGCAUUCCAGGUACCACAUGUGCGUGGUCAGGCUGGUAUGAUGUGGAUGAUCCAACAGACAAAAGUGACUGGGAAACAUACAAAAACAUCACAGAUAGUGGUCUUCAAAUAUGUGAAGAUAUUCAAGAUAUUGAGUGUAGAGCAGUAGAUUACCCGGACAAAACCUUUGAUGAUUUUGUGGCUCAAACUGGCCAAGUUGUUACUUGUGAUCAGGACAUUGGCUUAAUAUGUAGAGGAGAAGACCAGACCAGACCUCCAAGAAAGUGCUUUGACUAUGAAAUCAGGGUAUAUUGUUGCGACAUAUGUUCAACAACCACACCGCCUAGUACUACGACUACAUCGACACCUCUGAUUACUACAACCACACCAACACCUUCGACUACCACUACUACAACCACUCCUCCUACAACAACUACAACCACACCUCCGACUACUACAACUACACCUCCCACUACAACUACAACUACACCUCCUACAACAACUACACCAACACCUUCGACUACCACAACUACACCUCCUACUACAACAACUACGACUACACCUCGUACAACUACAACUACUCCUCCUACAACAACUACAACCACACCUCCGACUACCACAACUACACCUCCCACUACAACUACAACCACACCUCCUACAACAACUACACCAACACCUUCGACUACCACAACUACACCUCCUACUACAACAACUACGACUACACCUCGUACAACUACAACUACUCUUCCUACAACAACUACAACCACACCUCCGACUACCACAACUACACCUCCCACUACAACUACAACUACACCUCCUACUACAACUACACCAACACCUUCGACUACCACAACUACACCUCCUACUACAACAACUACAACCACGCCUCCUACAACUACAACUACUCCUCCUACAACAACUACACCAACACAUCCGACUACUACAACUACACCUCCUACUACAACAACUACGACUACACCUCCUACAACUACUCCUCCUACAACAACUACAACCACACCUCCUACAACUACAACUACUCCUCCUACAACAACGACAACCACACCUCCGACUACCACAACUACACCUCCCACUACAACUACAACUACUCCUCCUACAACAACUACAACCACACCUCCGACUACUACAACUACACCUCCUACUACAACAACUACGACUACACCUCCUACAACUACUCCUCCUACAACAACUACAACCACGCCUCUUACAACUACAACUACUCCUCCUACAACAACGACAACCACACUUCCGACUACCACAACUACACCUCCCACUACAACAACUACGACUACACCUCCUACAACUACUCCUCCUACAAUGACUACAACUACUCCUCCUACAACAACGACAACCACACCUCCGACUACCACAACUACACCUCCCACUACAACUACAACUACUCCUCCUACAACAACUACAACCACACCUCCGACUACUACAACUACACCUCCUACAACAACAAAUACGACUACACCUCCUACAACUACUCCUCCUACAACAACUACAACAACGCCUCCUACAACUACAACUACUCCUCCUACAACAACUACACCAACACAUCCGACUACCACAACUACACCUCCUACUACAACAACUACGACUACACCUCCACCUCCGACUACCACAACUACACCACCUACAACAACAACUCCUACUACUACAACUACACCUCCUACUACAACAACUACGUCUACACCUCCUACAACUACAACUACUCAUCCUACAACAACUACAACUACACCUCCGACUACCACAACUACACCUCACACUGCAACUACAACUACACCUCCUACAACAACUACACCAACACAUCCGACUACCACAACUACACCUCCCACUACAACUACACCAACACAUCCGACUACCACAACUACACCUCCCACUACAACUACAACUACAACUCCUACUACAACAACCACACCUCCGACUACCACAACUACACCUCACACUGCAACUACAACUACACCUCCUACAACAACUACACCAACACAUCCGACUACCACAACUACACCUCCCACUACAACUACACCAACACAUCCGACUACCACAACUACACUUCCCACUACAACUACAACCACACCUCCUACAACUACAACUACUCCUCCUACAACAACUACAACUACACCUCCGACUACCACAACUACACCUCCUACUACAACAACUAGGACUACACCUCUGACUACCACAACUACACCUCCUACAACAACUACACCAACACAUCCGACUACCACAACUACACCUCCCACUACAACUACACCAACACAUCCGACUACCACAACUACACUUCCCACUACAACUACAACCACACCUCCUACAACUACAACUACUCCUCCUACAACAACUACAACUACACCUCCGACUACCACAACUACACCUCCUACUACAACAACUAGGACUACACCUCUGACUACCACAACUACACCUCCUACUACAACAACUAUGACUACACCUCCGACUACCACCACUACACCUCCUACUACAACAUCUACGACUACACAUCCUACAACUACAACUACUCAUCCUACAACAACUACAACUACACCUCCGACUACCACAACUACACCUCACACUGCAACUACAACCACACCUCAUACUACAACUUCACCAACACCUCCGACUACCACAACUACACCACCUACAACAACAACUCCUACUACUACAACUACACCUCCUACUACAACAACUACGUCUACACCUCCUACAACUACAACUACUCAUCCUACAACAACUACAACUACACCUCCGACUACCACAACUACACCUCACACUGCAACUACAACUACACCUCCUACAACAACUACACCAACACAUCCGACUACCACAACUACACCUCCCACUACAACUACACCAACACAUCCGACUACCACAACUACACCUCCCACUACAACUACAACUACAACUCCUACUACAACAACCACAACCACACCUCCGACUACCACAACUACACCUCACACUGCAACUACAACUACACCUCCUACAACAACUACACCAACACAUCCGACUACCACAACUACACCUCCCACUACAACUACACCAACACAUCCGACUACCACAACUACACUUCCCACUACAACUACAACCACACCUCCUACAACUACAACUACUCCUCCUACAACAACUACAACUACACCUCCGACUACCACAACUACACCUCCUACUACAACAACUAGGACUACACCUCUGACUACCACAACUACACCUCCUACUACAACAACUAUGACUACACCUCCGACUACCACCACUACACCUCCUACUACAACAUCUACGACUACACAUCCUACAACUACAACUACUCAUCCUACAACAACUACAACUACACCUCCGACUACCACAACUACACCUCACACUGCAACUACAACCACACCUCAUACUACAACUUCACCAACACCUCCGACUACCACAACUACACCUCCCACUACAACUACACCACCUACAACAACAACUCCUACUACUACAACUACACCUCCUACUACAACAACUACGUCUACACCUCCUACAACUACAACUACUCAUCCUACAACAACUACAACUACACCUCCGACUACCACAACUACACCUCACACUGCAACUACAACUACACCUCCUACAACAACUACACCAACACAUCCGACUACCACAACUACACCUCCCACUACAACUACACCAACACAUCCGACUACCACAACUACACCUCCCACUACAACUACAACUACAACUCCUACUACAACAACCACAACCACACCUCCGACUACCACAACUACACCUCACACUGCAACUACAACUACACCUCCUACAACAACUACACCAACACAUCCGACUACCACAACUACACCUCCCACUACAACUACACCAACACAUCCGACUACCACAACUACACUUCCCACUACAACUACAACCACACCUCCUACAACUACAACUACUCCUCCUACAACAACUACAACUACACCUCCGACUACCACAACUACACCUCCUACUACAACAACUAGGACUACACCUCUGACUACCACAACUACACCUCCUACUACAACAACUAUGACUACACCUCCGACUACCACCACUACACCUCCUACUACAACAUCUACGACUACACAUCCUACAACUACAACUACUCAUCCUACAACAACUACAACUACACCUCCGACUACCACAACUACACCUCACACUGCAACUACAACUACACCUCAUACUACAACUACACCAACACCUCCGACUACCACGACUACACCUCCCACUACAACUACACCACCUACAACAAAAACUCCUACUACUACAACUACACCUCCUACUACAACAAGUACGUCUACACCUCCUACAACUACAACUACACCUCCGACUACCACAACUACACCUCACACUGCAACUACAACUACACCUCCUACAACAACUACACCAACACAUCCGACUACCACAACUACACCUCCCACUACAACUACACCAACACAUCCGACUACCACAACUACACCUCCCACUACAACUACACCUACACCUCCUACUACAACAACCACAACCACACCUCCGACUACCACAACUACACCUCCUACAACAACUACACCAACACAUCCGACUACCACAACUACACUUCCCACUACAACUACAACCACACCUCCUACAACUACAACUACUCCUCCUACAACAACUACAACUACACCUCCGACUACCACAACUACACCUCCUACUACAACAACUAGGACUACACCUCCGACUACCACAACUACACCUCCUACUACAACAACUAUGACUACACCUCCAACUACCACCACUACACCUCCUACUACAACAUCUACGACUACACAUCCUACAACUACAACUACUCAUCCUACAACAACUACAACUACACCUCCGACUACCACAACUACACCUCACACUGCAACUACAACUACACCUCAUACUACAACUACACCAACACCUCCGACUACCACAACUACACCUCCCACUACAACUACACCACCUACAACAACAACUCCUACUACUACAACUACACCUCCUACUACAACAAGUACGUCUACACCUCCUACAACUACAACUACACCUCCGACUACCACAACUACACCUCACACUGCAACUACAACUACACCUCCUACAACAACUACACCAACACAUCCGACUACCACAACUACACCUCCCACUACAACUACACCAACACAUCCGACUACCACAACUACACCUCCCACUACAACUACAACUACACCUCCUACUACAACAACCAAAACCACACCUCCGACUACCACAACUACACCUCACACUGCAACUACAACUACACCUCCUACAACAACUACACCAACACAUCCGACUACCACAACUACACCUCCCACUACAACUACACCAACACCUCCGACUACCACAACUACACCUCCCACUCCUCCUACAACUACAACUACUCCUCCUACAACAACUACAACUACACCUCCGACUACCACAACUACACCUCCUACUACAACAACUAUGACUACACCUCCGACUACCACCACUACACCUCCUACUACAACAUCUACGACUACAGUGCCUACAACUACAACUACUCAUCCUACAACAACUACACCAACACAUCCGACUACCACAACUACACCUCCCACUACAACUACACCAACACAUCCGACUACCACAACUACACCUCCCACUACAACUACAACUACACCUCGUACUACAACAACCAAAACCACACCUCCGACUACCACAACUACACCUCCCACUACAACAACUAUGACUACACCUCCUACAACUACAACUACUCCUCCUACAACAACAACUACACCUCGUACAACUACAACUACUCCUCCUACAACAACUACAACCACACCUCCUACAACUACAACUACUCCUCCUACAACAACUACAACUACACCUCCGACUACCACAACUACACCUCCGACUACCACAAUUACACCUCACACUGCAACUACAACUACACCUCCUACUACAACUACACCAACACCUCCGACUACCACAACUACACCUCCUACUACAACUAAAACUACACCUCCUACAACAACUACACCAACACAUCCGACUACCACAACUACACCUUCCACUACAACUACACCAACACAUCCGACUACCACAACUACACCUCCCACUACAACUACAACUACACCUCCUACUACAACAACCACAACCACACCUCCGACUACCACAACUACACCUCCCACUACAACUACGACUACACAUCCUACAACUACAACUACUCCUCCUACAACAACUACAACUACACCUCCGACUACCACAACUACACCUCCGACUACCACAAUUACACCUCACACUGCAACUACAACUACAACUCCUACUACAACUACACCAACACCUCCGACUACCACAACUACACCUCCCACUACAACUACACCACCUACAACAACAACUCCGACUACCACAGCUACACCUCCUACUACAACAAGUACGUCUACACCUCCUACAAUUACAACUACUCCUACUACUAAAACUACACCAACACCUCCGACCACCACAACUACUCCUCCUACUACAACUACAACUACACCUCCUACAACAACUACACAAACACAUCCGACUACCACAACUACACCUCCCACUACAACUACACCAACACAUCCGACUACCACAACUACACCUCCCACUACAACUACAACUACACCUCCUACUACAACAACCACAACCACACCUCCGACUACCACAACUACACCUCCCACUACAACUACGACUAGACAUCCUACAACUACAACUACUCAUCCUACAACAACUACAACCGCACCUCCUACAACUACAACUACUCCUCCUACAACAACUACAACUACACCUCCGACUACCACAAUUACACCUCACACUGCAACUACAACUCCACCUCCUACUACAACUACACCAACACCUCCGACUACCACAACUACACCUCCCACUACAACUACGCCUACACAUCCUACAACUACAACUACUCAUCCUACAACAACUACAACUACACCUCCGACUACCACAAUUACACCUCACACUGCAACUACAACUACACCUCAUACUACAACUACACCAACACCUCCGACUACCACAACUACACCUCCCACUACAACUACACCACCUACAACAACAACUCCUACUACUACAACUACACCUCCUACUACAACAAGUACGUCUACACCUCCUACAACUACAACUACUCCUACUACUAAAACUAUACCAACACCUCCGACUACCACAACUACUCCUCCUACUACAACUACAACUACACCUCUUACAACAACUACACCAACACAUCCGACUACCACAACUACACCUCCCACUACAACUACGACUACACAUCCUACAACUACAACUACUCAUCCUACAACAACUACAACCACACCUCCUACAACUACAACUACUCCUCCUACAACAACUACAACUACACCUCCGACUACCACAACUACACCUCCGACUACCACAAUUACACCUCACACUGCAAUUACAACUACACCUCCUACUACAACUACACCAACACCUCCGACUACCACAACUACACCUCCCACUACAACUACGACUACACAUCCUACAACUACAACUACUCAUCCUACAACAACUACAACUACACCUCCGACUACCACAACUACACCUCACACUGCAACUACAACUACACCUCAUACUACAACUACACCAACACCUCCGACUACCACAACUACACCUCCCACUACAACAACUACAGCCACAGCUCCUUCUACAACUACAACUCCCCCUCCUCCUCCACCAGGCUGCCCUGAUUGGGGUGUCUCACAAAAUGAGACGUUCUAUUUGUGCAACUGCACCAUGGCCAGAUGCAUAGAGAACAACACAAUAGAAAUUAUUCCAUAUGAAUGUCCACCUCUUCAAAACAUAACUUGCACCAAUGGAAAGAAACCAGUUCUGGUGUAUGACGAGUACUACUGCUGUCAAUAUUAUACUUGUGACUGUGUAUGUGAAGGGUGGGGAGAUCCACAUUACAUCACGUUUGAUGGACUUUUCUACAGUUAUCAAGGAAACUGCACUUAUGUUUUGAUGAAAGAGAUUUUACCAAUACAUAACUUGGAGAUUUAUAUUGACAAUGUCUUUUGUGAUCCAACUGAAGAUGUUUCUUGUCCACGAUCAAUAACAGUGGCAUAUGUAUCACAAGUCAUUACACUCAUUAAUCAUAAUCUUAUUGGAACUGCACAACUGGAGGCACUGAAAAAUGGAAAAAGUUUAAACCUACCUUAUUCUCAACAAGGUGUUAAGAUUGUGAAUUCAGGUCUUAACCUGAUUUUAGAGAUUCCUCGACUAAAAGUGGUUAUUACAUUUGGAAUAACUGGCUUUAGCGUAACCCUUCCAUUCCAGUACUUUGGCAAAAACACACAGGGCCAUUGUGGAACAUGCAACAAUAACCAAGCUGAUGACUGCAUGUUACCUGGAGGUAAGCUGGUGGAAAGCUGUGCAGUGAUGGCUGACUAUUGGCCUGUUGAAGACCCUUACAAACCCAACUGCCCAACACCACCUGCACUACCUACCAGUGCACCUGAACCACCACCUACCUUAGCUCCAUGCAAACCAGACUCCAUGUGUGACCUGCUUAAAAGCAGUGUCUUUGCAGAGUGCCAUCCGUUUGUCUCUCCAGAAAAUUUCUACAGAGGUUGUGUAUUUGAUAGCUGUCAUGUUUCCAACCCAAUAGUGGAAUGCACAAGUUUACAGACUUAUGCUGCAGCCUGUGCUCAGGCUGGAGUUUGCAUUUACUGGAGGAACCACACCACACUGUGCACUGGUGAAUGCCCAUCAGGCAAAGUUUACAAGCCAUGUGGUCCUGUAGAACAGCCAACCUGUGAAGACAAUCCCAGUGAACCACCUAUGAACUACACUACUGAGGGCUGUUUCUGUCCUGAUGGAAUGAAACUCUUUAACCAGGAGUCUGGAAUAUGUGUUGAAAAAUGUGGAUGUCUUGAUCCUGAGGGCAUUCCUCGUGAGUUCAAUGAAAGAUUUGAGUACAAAUGCCAGGACUGCAUCUGUGAAGAAUCCACCAAGACUGUGUCUUGCAAGCCUAAGGUCUGCCCACCACCAGCCACUACAAACUGCUCUGCUCCUGGGUUUGUCCUCGUUAACCAGACCAGUCCGUCAGACCCCUGCUGUUCUACCUAUGUUUGCCAAUGUCAAGCUAACACCUGCCCAGUCACCAAUAUGAACUGUCCAGCCGGAUACAAGCCAGUUGUCAGUGUUCCUGUUGGAAAAUGCUGUCCAGAACAUACAUGUGAACCUAAAAGAGUUUGUGUUCACAGAGAAACUGAAUACCAGCCUGGUUCUUCAGUUCCUGUGAUUGCAUGUCAGGAUUGUACCUGUUCCAAUGAGAUUGACCCAAAAUCUGGUCUAUUAAAAAUAAUUUGUGUGUUUCAACAAUGUAAAGAAAGCUGUGAACUGGGAUAUGAAUAUGUGGAAAGUGAUUCAGAUGAAUGCUGCGGGAAGUGUGUACAGACACACUGUGUUGUCAACAUUAAUGGAACCAAACAACUUUUGACUCAAGGAGAAACCUGGUCACCACCGGGGAAUAAAUGUGAACAUUACACCUGUGUCAAGAAUGGUGAGACUUUAACAGCAAGCCAUUCACAGACUGUCUGCCCACCCUUCCAAGAGAGCAACUGCCAACCUGACACAAUUCAAACUGCAGCAAACGGCUGUUGCAAAAUUUGUGUGGAGAAGGAGAAGGGAUGCAAGUUAAUGUCCAUGAAAACCCAUAUUACAGUCAACGGUUGUCAGUCUGCCCAGGAGGUAGAUAUGCCAUAUUGUGAAGGAUCCUGCAACACUUACACCAUGUACUCUGAAGCAGCAGCAGCUAUGGAGCAUUCCUGCUCAUGCUGUAAGGAGAUAAACUUCAGCAAUCGCACUGCUGACUUGGUCUGCUUGAAUGGAGACACGGUCCCCUACACAUACAUGUAUGUGGAGCAGUGUGGUUGUACCAGUACAGACUGCAUUAGAGCUGCUCGACAUCAUGUUCGCAGGAAGAGAAGCUUCACACUGCUGUGAUGAAACAGUCCAUCUCUUUACAGAUGUGACAUACAAUUGUUUCUUCCCAUAUUGUCUUAAAAAUCAUUACAUAUCUUACAAAGUAAUUGCUCUUGUGGCUUAAGUAUUUAUCUACUGAUAAAAA
Messenger RNA from Oreochromis niloticus (Nile tilapia), 14115 nucleotides. Its product is annotated as mucin-2. The record is from RefSeq and is a predicted model, not a curated record. The transcript is spliced from 45 exons. Gene Ontology annotation, molecular function: protein binding. Lineage: Eukaryota; Metazoa; Chordata; Actinopteri; Cichliformes; Cichlidae. The coding region runs from base 57 to 13991 and encodes 4644 amino acids.